Molecule: messenger RNA, 3542 nt
Organism: Podarcis raffonei (Aeolian wall lizard)
Lineage: Eukaryota; Metazoa; Chordata; Lepidosauria; Squamata; Lacertidae
Gene: PDXK
Product: pyridoxal kinase
Exons: 11
Coding region: 340-1284 (314 amino acids)
Biological process (GO): pyridoxal 5'-phosphate salvage
Cellular component (GO): cytosol
Molecular function (GO): pyridoxal kinase activity
Source: RefSeq, a predicted model, not a curated record
CCCUGCCUCCCUCCCUCUGCUCGCUGGGCGGCGUGUGCGGGUGCCUUUAAAUUGCUUUCGCGGGAGCUGCCGCCUGCUCAGUCUCAUCUGUGAUGUAAGAAGAGACUUUUAGGUGUCUACGCCGAUCGCCUGACUUUCUUUUCUUCUUUUCCCCCUUCCCUCCUGCCGCCGGUUCUCCCGCUCGCUCUCUGCGCCGCUGUCCUUGGCCGCCCUGCUGCUGAGGCGGAUUUGCAAAGCCGCCGCCGCCGCUGGGUCCAGCCCGCCCGGAGCUGCGCUGUCCUGGGCGCAGAGGGCGCGCGACUGCCCGGCUCCUCGCUCAGCCGCCGCUGGUGCGCAGGCAUGGAGGAGCAGCCGGAGUGCAGGGUGCUCUCCAUCCAGAGCCAUGUCGUGCGCGGCUACGUGGGCAACAAGGCGGCCACUUUCCCCCUGCAGGUUUUGGGCUUUGAAAUAGAUACUGUGAACUCUGUCCAGUUUUCAAAUCAUACAGGUUAUGAUCACUGGAAGGGGCAGGUGUUAAAUUCAGAUGAACUUCAUGAACUAUAUGAAGGACUGAAACUGAACAAUGUAAAUCAUUACGAUUAUGUACUUACAGGCUACACAAGAGACAAAUCAUUCCUUGCAAUGGUGGUUGAUAUUGUUCAAGAGCUAAAACAACAGAACUCCAAUUUGGUAUAUGUAUGCGAUCCUGUGAUGGGUGACAAGUGGAGUGGGGAAGGCUAUAUGUAUGUUCCAAAGGAUCUUCUUCCAGUUUAUAAGGACAAGGUUGUGCCUGUAGCAGAUAUAAUAACACCUAAUCAGUUUGAGGCUGAGUUACUUACUGGGAGGAAGAUACACACUGAAAAAGAGGCUAUAGAGGUAAUGGAUAUGCUCCACAAUAUGGGACCCGAGACUGUUGUAAUCACCAGCUCAGACCUCCAGGCACCUUCAGGAGAUGAUUACCUGAUAGCAUUAGGAAGCCACAGGAAAACUUCACAAGAUGGGACCACAGUGACACAGAGGAUCCGAAUGGAGUCUCCUAAAGUAGAUGCUGUCUUCGUUGGUACGGGAGACCUGUUUGCUGCCAUGCUCUUGGCCUGGACCCACAAGCAUCCGGACAAUCUAAAAGUGGCAUGUGAAAAGACAGUGUCAGCCAUGCAGCAUGUUUUGCAGAGAACCAUAACGUGUGCAAAAGCCCAAGCUGGAGAAGGAAACAAACCCAAUUCAGCCCAGCUGGAACUGCGGAUGGUCCAAAGCAAAAAGGACAUAGAAAACCCAGAGAUAAUAAUAAAAGCUACUGUGUUAUAAAGGUUGUAUAUCUCCUAACAACGCACAAUGUAUUGAUGUCCUCAUUUUCUUUCCUGUAAAUUGUAAUGUUUGCCUUAGAUCUGUGACAGAAACCUGACUUCCAUGAAAUAGUGCCCAGCAUAGAUGAGAUCCACUACCAAGCACAUGUGCUGGCCUUGCUCGAAUUAAGAAGAAUGAAAAAAGCUAGGUGUAUAUUGCAACUCCCUCCCAGGUAUGAAGAUGGCUGUCAGAUCAAUUCAGUCUUGUUGGGAACUCUGGGUUUGGGAGCACAAGGUUUCUUGCCUUGCCAAAGACUUUCAGAAUGCAUUUGUUAGUGGAAUGAUUGUCUGGAGUGUAUAAACUGUGGGAAAGCAUCUUGUGCCAAUUGAGCAGGUUACCUCUCCCCUUAAAUGCAGUGGUUUGGCAGCCUGCUUCAAUGUUCAGUACCUCAAAAAGUAGAGAGAGAUUCAGGCCAAGUGUGGAGAGGGGUCUGCAGAUGGUUAGCUUUUAGGUUCUCUGUCUGUACAGCCCUUGGAAGUAUAAGAAUGUGUUGUUGAGAACAGCUCCCAUGUCUGGUCUGUGAAAAAUUGCAAGACUCCACUAUCCAGAGGUGCUAACCCUUUAAUAUUAAGCAACCAAAAGUCGUCAGGUUUUUUUGUUUUGUUUUGUUUUCUUUCCCCCUUCUUUCUCUCCACAAAAAAUACAGAUGAGUAAAAGACAAUGGUGGUUCUACCUCUGAUAGAAUACACUUGACACAGUUUUAUCAAAAGACUCACAAGAUGCAAGUUUCCUUAAUAAGUACUUCUUAUGAAACCUGAAUAUCCCAUUUCAUCUUGUAAUGGCUAGGAGGGGAGUGAAAGUCUUUGUUGUUUGUUGAGACCAAUUCACUGUUUAUGACCACUGGUUAGCGUGCUCCUGCUUCUGGGAUGGAUGAUAAAAAAAAGACUGUAUAAUCAAUAGGUUUCUCCAGACAUACACAUCCACCAAAGGCACUACACACCAACCACUGCUGUUGUACAACCUCCAUGCCUUUCAAUGACACUUAGGCAGGAAUCUCAUGCAAGCCUGAUAGAAAUGAAUAUAGGUUGCACCGUAGACGUUUGGGAGGCAUUUUACCCAUAUUAUUUAUCAAUGCAACGCCCAAACCUUCAGGAAUUUUACAGGAGUUAUUGAUAAAUUUUAACUUGAAAAAAUAAAUGACGGUCUGGAUGCUCCAGUGAGCAUGUCUGAAUACCUUGGGAAACAACACAGAGUGCUAGAUUCUGUUACAUGCAAUAAUCUCUUAAAGUUAUUAAAACAAUUUCACUUCCUCUUAGUUGUUGAUUUAAUAGUGCCAGGACUAAGCAUAUUAAUUCAACUUAGAAUUUUAAACCUGUUUUCCUGUUUCUCUUCUCUCUGUCUCUCUGUUCCCCGCCCCCAGAAGAAUUAUGGAUAAAUUGACAUUUGUACUCUUUGUUUUAUUUCUUGUUAUUUUCUUGAGAUAAAACAGGGUAUUGAAGCAAUCCAUGGCACUUUGUAAAACACUUGUUGCAGUGUUACUUCCUCUUUCCUUGCAAAUGACCAGGGUACUUUCCUCCUAAUUUUUAUUAGAACAUCCUUUUCUCUGGAUCUCUCUGGAAAACAGGAUUUCUGCAAAAGUGCUGCCAUUAACAGGAGUGCUGCUUGAGUCUUAAAGCUCCAUUCUGCAAACUGUUGUUUGCUGUUCUUAAAAAUUAGCUUUUAAUUACUUUAUUGCAAUGUUUUAAAUUUCUUAGAUGCCUUCUACUAAAAAUGGUCUUGAGUUGAUCUACAAUAUAACAUACAAACAAUAUAGAAAUAUACAAGAACUAAAAACAGGGGUAACAGCAACCAACAAAUUAUUCAAUACAAUUCAAAAAGCAACACCAGCCUUUCCCCCACUACCAUAGCGCCCCCAAAGAAACAUGUUCAUAAUUGUCACUAAGCAAACCAAUUUAAAUGUCUAGCUGUACAUAAGACUGUUACAUUAACAGUCAUAUGCCUGGUGCCAAAACAAUAUUUAUGUUGGUUCAGGGUAGGCCUCCUUGAUGGGGACAACAUUCUAAAAAUGAGGGGCUGCAAUUGAAACAUUUCAGCUUUUUCAUUCAUUUAAAAUACCCAUUUGUCUAAUCAUUGUGGUUGUAGAUGUAAGCUUGUUGAUAACUUAUUUCCACUGUGGUCCCCAGUGCCACACAAGUUCCCCACCCUUCCCGGUAUCAGGGAUAGGACAAUGUAUGGCCUGCCAAGGUUUUUCUCAAUAAAAGCUUUUCCCGCCAGCCUCA